Messenger RNA from Branchiostoma belcheri (Belcher's lancelet), 1939 nucleotides. Its product is annotated as vesicular glutamate transporter 1-like. The record is from RefSeq and is a predicted model, not a curated record. Gene Ontology annotation, cellular component: excitatory synapse; synaptic vesicle membrane. Gene Ontology annotation, biological process: neurotransmitter loading into synaptic vesicle; monoatomic anion transport; regulation of synapse structure or activity. NCBI's taxonomy places the organism in Eukaryota, Metazoa, Chordata, Leptocardii, Amphioxiformes, Branchiostomatidae. Gene Ontology annotation, molecular function: L-glutamate transmembrane transporter activity; neurotransmitter transmembrane transporter activity. Bases 86 to 1657 code for a protein of 523 amino acids. The transcript is spliced from 11 exons.
UGAGGUCACCUGGUCUCAGUGCAUAAAGCAAAGACGUCCGCCAACACGCAGUCUCCUUAACACCCUCCAGACUAUAUAGUCAACCAUGGAGUUACCUAAACCACGAGUUCCCAAGCGCUAUGUAGUUGCAUUCCUGGUGUAUUUGGGGAUCCUGUGCCAGUACUCUAUGCGGAGAAAUCUGGACGUGGCGAUAGUGGCAAUGGUCAACACGACAAGCGAAGAACAGCUAGAUACUGCUGGUGCAGACCCACCGGCGAAGCCUGAAUUUGAUUGGUCGCAGACCAUGAUUGGCGUGUUGUUCGGGUGUUUCUACUGGGGGUACAUCAUCACGAAGCUGGUGGGAGGAUAUCUGUCCUACCGUUUCUCAGCCAUACGUGUUCUGGAAGGCUCUAUUUUCAUCGGAGCGAUCAUCCACAUCAUCCAGCCGCCGUCAGCACGACUCAGCGUGGGAGUGUUAAUCCUCACCCUCAUUCUACAGGGGUGUGCAGAGGGCAUGACAAUGCCUUCGGCCUUUUCCGUACUCGGGAUGUGGUCUCAACACGCAGAAAAGAGCAGGCUAUCAGCUAUGGUACUUGCUGGCCAGUACAUCGGCAUGGCCAUCGGUACGUGUGCUACUGGAGCUAUCACAGACAAGCUGGGAUGGGCAGGCUCCUUCUACAUAUUCGGAUUGUUCGGGGUGACCUGGGGUAUUAUUGCCGACCUGUUCAUUCGGGAAAUGUCGCUGGAAGUCGCCCCGGAGAAUCCCGAAGAUGACUCCUUCCUCGGAGACAACAAUGACAGUCAGAGUGUCAGCGCCAAGACAAGACCGCCUGCCAAGGUUCGUCCACCGGUGCCGUGGAGGCACCUGCUGACGUCACUUCCGGUGUACUCCAUCAUACUGUGCCAGGUGUGCCUGAAGUGUGCCACCCACCUGAUGCUCAUCUACGCACCGCUGUACUACGUACACACCUUCCACAUCAACGCCAACAUUACCGGCCUGAUCGUAGGUGUGCCGCCGCUGAUUUGCGGGUUGUGCAUGCCGCUUUCCGGUAUCAUUGCUGACUCCCGCUACGGCAGGCAGACACGGUCAACUACAGUUGUCAGGAAAACAUUGAACACCGUCGGUUUCUUCGGCCUGGCUGCCUGUUACAUCCUCCUGGCCGUCUCCACCAGUCUGGGGAUGUCGCUAGCCAGUUUCUGUGUCGCAGGAGUGUUCAUCGCGCUCUGUAUGGGUGCAGGAUUCAACGUCAACCCGUUGGACCUGUCACCGGCUUUCGCUGGACUCAUCAAAGGCAUCUCCACAUCCUGCUCACACCUGGUCGGGUCCAUUUGGGUCGUCAUUGUGGGGGUGCUGACAAAACACAAGACGAACCACGAAUGGUCCUUAGUGUUCACCGUGGUGUCGUGUAUGCUCGUGGCGGCCGGUAUCGUCUACCUGGCCUUCGGCAGCGGGGACGAGCAGCCCUGGGCGCGGGGCGAGCCCGACAAGAAGACCCUGACGUUCGCCUCGCCACAGGGCCCACCGGACAUGAAGAACGGCUUCACCCGAGCCAUGCUGACGGUACAGGGGCGUGUGGAGGAGGACUACACCGUUCAUGACGACUUCACCAGGAGUUCGGACGAGGAGGAGUUUCCGCUUGAAGAAGAAGAAAAAGUUGAAAGAUUUGGCGGUAGAUAGAAGACAAUUUUCUGUUGCCCUAGCUCAAGCCUAACUUACAUGUACAUGUGAUUUCAGGUUUAAAGUUUGAACAUCGAAGUGUAGAUCUCAAGUAAAGUUUCUUUUCAUGCACAACAAGUCUUAGAGUAUUUUGAUAGGUAUUCAUAUCAUAUGCCUCAUUGUAAUAAAAUAUUCUAAUAUACUAUAGCACCUCAAUGUAUCUUGAAGUGUACAAAUUUAUCGGAAAUGUAAAAAUGUAGGUGGAGACAAGUUUCAAUUUAAAGAUGAAAGAAAUAUCUGUUA